GCAAAGUAAAGGCGGAACCCCAGGUUGACCAAUGGGAAAGCAACAUGGCUCUGCCUCCUGCACCAUAGUUUUUUCCGUACCGGCGUGUUUGAGCAGUGUGUGCGUGUGAAGGCAGAAGCGGUUAUUGGGAGCAUUUCGUCCUCUUUGAACAACCCAUCCAUCAUGGACACUUCACUGACUGCUGCUCAAAUCCGUGAGAAGUUUAUUAACUUCUUUCGGCGUUAUAAGCAUGAGUAUGUGCACUCAUCCGCCACCAUUCCCUUGGAUGACCCAACCCUUCUCUUUGCCAAUGCAGGCAUGAACCAGUUCAAACCUAUUUUCCUAAACACAAUCGACCCAUCCCACCCCAUGGCCAGACUGAAGCGUGCUGCCAACACCCAGAAGUGCAUCCGCGCUGGUGGUAAACAUAAUGACCUGGAUGACGUGGGCAAAGAUGUGUACCACCAUACCUUCUUUGAAAUGUUGGGCUCCUGGUCCUUUGGAGAUUACUUUAAACAAUUGGCUUGUAAGAUGGCUCUGGAGCUGCUGACCCAGGAGCUCGGCAUCCCUCUUGAGCGUCUGUAUUUCACCUACUUUGGAGGAAAUGAUGAUGCAGGCCUUGAUUGUGACAAUGAAUGCAAGCAGAUCUGGCUUGAUCUAGGGGUGGCAGAGGAGCGAAUCCUUCCAGGUAAUAUGAAAGACAAUUUCUGGGAGAUGGGAGACACUGGUCCCUGUGGGCCCUGCAGUGAGAUUCACUACGAUCGCAUCGGAGGCAGGGACGCUUCACAUCUUGUCAACAUGGAUGACCCUAAUGUGCUGGAGAUUUGGAAUCUGGUGUUUAUUCAGUUUAACAGAGAGUCUGAGACAGAGCUGAAGCCUCUUCCUAAGAAGAGCAUUGAUACUGGAAUGGGAUUGGAGCGACUUGUUUCUGUCUUGCAGAACAAGAUGUCAAACUACGAUACUGAUCUUUUUGUUCCUUACUUUGAAGCUAUUCAGAAGGGCACAGGAGCCAGGCCUUACACUGGCAAAGUUGGGGCAGAAGACCAAGAUGGCAUUGACAUGGCCUACCGUGUCCUGGCUGACCAUGCUCGCACCAUCACCAUAGCUCUGUCUGAUGGUGGUCGACCUGACAACACUGGAAGGGGAUACGUAUUAAGAAGGAUCCUGCGACGUGCAGUACGAUAUGCUCAUGAGAAGCUGGGUGCUCAGAAGGGCUUCUUUGCUUCUCUGGUGGAUGUCGUGGUGCAGUCACUGGGAAAUGCUUUUCCUGAGCUGAAGAAAGACCCGGACUCUGUGAAGGAUGUCAUUAAUGAAGAGGAAUUGCAGUUUCUUAAAACUCUCAGCAGGGGGCGACGCAUCCUGGAUAGGAAGAUCCAAAACCUUGGCGACAGCAAGACCCUUCCCGGGGACACUGCCUGGCUACUGUAUGAUACCUAUGGCUUCCCUCUGGACCUGACUGUCCUCAUUGCAGAAGAGAAAGGCAUGGGAGUGGACCUAGCUGCAUUUGAGGAGGAAAAGAAAGCUGCACAGCUGAAGUCACAAGGCAAAGGUGCUGGGGAUGCGGACCAUAUCAUGCUGGACAUUUAUGCCAUUGAGGAGCUGAGGAACAAAGGUGUCCCUGCCACUGAUGACUCUCCAAAAUACCGCUACACCUCUGAUGCCAAUGGCAACUAUGAGUUUGAGCAGACAGUUGGCACGGUGCUCGCUCUGAGGCGUGAGCGUGCAUUCGUGGAUGAGGUGAGCACAGGGCAGGAGUGUGGUGUGGUGCUCGAUCAGACAUCUUUCUACGCAGAGCAGGGUGGUCAGACCUUUGAUGAGGGAUACAUGCUGCGUGAGAACGACUCCACAGAGGAUAGGAUGGAGUUUACAGUGAAGAACACUCAGGUGCGUGGAGGGUAUGUGCUUCAUGUUGGAACUGUCUAUGGCAUGCUGAAGGUUGGAGACCGUCUCACUCUGCAUGUUGACGAGGCUCGCCGCAGGCCCAUCAUGAGCAACCACACUUCCACCCACAUCCUAAACUUUGCCUUGAGGUCAGUGCUUGGUGAAGCAGACCAGCGUGGUUCCCUUGUGGCACCAGACCGUCUGCGCUUUGACUUUACCGCCAAGGGGGCUAUGAGCACACAGGAAGUGCGCCGCACUGAGGAAAUUGCAAUCGAUAUGAUAAAGGAUGCCAAGCUAGUGUACGCCAAGGAGGCCUCACUUGCAGCUGCCAAAGCCAUCCAGGGCCUGCGUGCUGUCUUUGAUGAGACAUAUCCAGACCCUGUGAGAGUUGUGUCCAUCGGCAUCCCUGUGGAGGAUCUACUGGCCGACCCAAACAGCACUGCAGGAUCACUCAUCUCCAUUGAGUUCUGUGGUGGAACGCAUCUGCAGAACUCUGCGCAUGCUGCCCAGUUUGUGAUCGUGUCUGAGGAGGCCAUUGCUAAGGGGAUCAGGCGAAUUGUGGCUGUGACUGGAGCAGAGGCUCAGAAGGCCCAGAGGAAAGCUGAAGCUCUGCAUCAGUCUCUGUCUGUUAUGGCUGAGAAGGUAAAAACUCAGACUGCCCCCAAUAAAGACAUCCAGAAGGAAAUAGCUGAUCUGAAUGAGACAUUAGGAACUGCAGUGAUCUCCCAGUGGCAGAAAGAUGAAAUGAGGGAAAAACUGAAGGGCUUGAAGAAGAUCAUGGAUGACCUGGACCGUAGCAGCAAAGCAGAUGUGCAGAAGAGGGUUCUUGAGAAGACGAAAGAGGUCAUCGAAAGCAAUCCCAACCAGCCACUUCUCAUCAUGGAGAUGGAGAGUGGAGCUAGUGCAAAGGCUUUGAACGAGUCCUUGAAGUUGCUGAAGACUCAGUCCCCUCAGACUGCUGCCAUGCUUUUUGCUGUGGACAGUGAAGCUGGCAAGAUUAUAUGCCUCUGCCAAGUUCCACAGGAGGUUGCAAAUCAGGGCUUAAAAGCCAACGAAUGGGUUCAGGAGGUGUGCCCUCUGCUGGAUGGAAAAGGGGGUGGAAAAGACAUGUCUGCUCAGGCCACAGGCAGAAACACUCAGUGCAUCCAGGAGGCUCUGAAGCUGGCCAGCGAAUUCGCCCAACUCAAACUGGAGCAAAACUAGAUUCUUCUGAAUGUUUGGGGGGAAAAAAUCCUCUAGUCUGUCUAGAGUAAUGCAGUGCUGUCUGUUGAAAUUCACAAAACCAAAUUGCAUCUCGAAAGCUAUUGACACCUUUUUUUUUUUUUUUUUGCGCAAGUACUGGAAAGUACCGAGGGCAAUAUGGCACAAUUGAAAUAACAUUACACCGUCCAGUCAGCUCUCACCUAGACUUUAGAUGCAAAAAAACGGGUGUUCCUAUUGGCCAAUAAUGCAUUGUUUGACACAAGAAGGUAUCAAUGAAUGUUCAGCCCUCUUGUGACUUUUGUACUAAAACCACUGCAAAUUUAAUAUAUAUAUGCAUUUGUAUGUAUAAUAUUCAUUGUAUGUCUGUCACCAUUAGAAAAUAAUCUUUCUUUCCAAUUCUGGGUGGUGGUUCUAAUUGGUAAUGCCCCAUAUUUGAGCCAGCUGUUUGUUGCUGAUGAAGUAGUGAGACAUACUGAAUUAAAAUCAGUGAGAUACCGAGGUGUUUACUUGUUCUGUGGAAUGACCUUUAAUCACUUGAAAUUGCAAACGGUCUUACUGUAGAUUUCGAAUAACAUUUUACAUACUGGAAUAAAAGGGAUCAAUGGAGUUGA
This is a messenger RNA of Silurus meridionalis, 3674 nucleotides long. Its product is annotated as alanine--tRNA ligase, cytoplasmic-like. Gene Ontology annotation, biological process: tRNA modification; alanyl-tRNA aminoacylation. Gene Ontology annotation, molecular function: amino acid binding; aminoacyl-tRNA deacylase activity; ATP binding. Lineage: Eukaryota; Metazoa; Chordata; Actinopteri; Siluriformes; Siluridae. Bases 163 to 3063 code for a protein of 966 amino acids. The record is from RefSeq and is a predicted model, not a curated record. The transcript has 21 exons. Gene Ontology annotation, cellular component: mitochondrion; cytoplasm.